AUGGACAAGCGUGAUCUGGAUGGCGAUACAAGUUUUCUCGCUGAUCUCCUUACGCAAGACAACCCAAGUGUCGAAUUCAUUGAGCAAGAUCUACGAGCAGAACGGGAAAAGGCCGUCCAAGCUCAAGUUGUACUGCACUUCGUCGACAAUGGUUUGAUGCUAGUCAACGACCUAAUCGAGGCAGCAGAUGGCAGAUCCUAUGAUCCUAUCAUCCUAUCGGAAGAAGCCACACGUUUAACCUACUCGUUUGCUUCGAAGGACGAGAUCGCUAAUUUAAAGGACAAGUCACAAGCGCAAACUGAAGAAGUGGAAGUCUUGAAGAAGAAUCUUGCCGAUCUACUUGCAACCCAAAGAACAGACGACGUUCAAGUACAAGUCCAUCAAGGCAAGUGCAAAGAAACGGUUCAAGUCUCUAGUGCUCAGAAGACGACACGCGUAUUCGUGGAUAGACAAGUGCAAGUCUCCCAUGUAGACGACAAAGAAUACUUCGAAAAAAUUAUCAAAGAGGUAAACGAUGAAGAUUCAGAUGUGGAAAUGUACUCAAGACUUCAAUCUCCAGUACGUCGAGAAGAAGGAGGGAGCUGGAGAGGAUGA
This is a messenger RNA of Necator americanus (New World hookworm), 594 nucleotides long. RefSeq lists its product as uncharacterized. Bases 1 to 594 code for a protein of 197 amino acids. Lineage: Eukaryota; Metazoa; Nematoda; Chromadorea; Rhabditida; Ancylostomatidae. The transcript has 3 exons. The record is from RefSeq and is a predicted model, not a curated record.